This is a messenger RNA of Hypoxylon fragiforme, 1025 nucleotides long. RefSeq lists its product as uncharacterized. The transcript is spliced from 3 exons. The coding region runs from base 258 to 944 and encodes 228 amino acids. Lineage: Eukaryota; Fungi; Ascomycota; Sordariomycetes; Xylariales; Hypoxylaceae. The record is from RefSeq and is a predicted model, not a curated record.
GAAAGAAAAGGACACGACUUACAUAAGAAGUAUCUUCUUCCUGCACAUGUUGCACAUCUCUUACUCGCGCUUACGGCUGUACAACACAUACCUACCAACCUUCUCAUCUGUAUCGGACAGCUUGAUCAUCUCGCUAGUACCGGAGUAACAUAUCUAAGUACUGAGUCGUGGAAACAUAGCUAGCUAGGGGACUUAAGCCGAAUAGAGAAGAGAAGAGAAUAGACAGAAACAGAGAUAGAGAGAACGAAACAAGGAAAAUGUCGACUUUUCGUAUCGCAACCUCUACCGUCCGCUCCGUUGCGAGACGAGCGGCCCCCGCAAAUCGAUAUUCUGCGGUGCGGUCGGCUGUCCGGAGAGGCUAUGCGUCGGGGAGCAGCAACCCCGGCAGCUUUGGGGCGGAGAAGACGAGUGAAAUGCCUUGGCUCAUAGGCUCCGUCGGCUUCACCGUCCCAGCCCUAGCAUGGCUGAUCUACACCAAUCCGAGCAAGGGCUCGAGCUCUAAAAGUGCGCAUAAGAAGCAUGAUGCGCAAGCACACGAAGAGCACAACGACGACACCGACGAAGCCCCCGCAUCCUCCGAGGAGGCGAACGUUCCUCUCCCCGAUACCUCAUCCCCUGCCGCCUCCUCCUCUACAGAAGAAGAAGCCGCGUCCUCUUCCUCCUCAGACUCCCCACCCCCCUCCUCCACAACCCCCACCAGCCAGCUCCCCGGCACCACAGACGCCAACAAAGCGCCCACCUCGCCACCGGGGCAGCAGGUUAACCCGGCGCCCGUAGACACGGGGGAUAUAUCGGAAGGCGGUGAUGAGACGGUGGAGGGGAAGCGGAGGGCGAAGGAUGAGUACAAGGAGAUGAUUCGGAAGAAGGACACGAGGGUAGCGACGAGCGCGAGUGAUUUGCCUAGUAAGAAGACUGCGGGAGAGGGCGGGAGGGAGGAUUCUUAAGGGGAGAGGGUAUGGAGAGGGGGGGGAUUUAUGGGGGGAGAAGGGAGGAUGGGUAGAGGGUGAGAUGAGAUGAGAUGGAUG